UCACAGCAAUGAGCUCGCCCAGCUCAUCAACCGCCGACCUCCAACAUGUUCUACGACCUUAACGUCCAAUGGGUGCCCUCCGAUCCGAAUCUUCCACGCACCCUCGCCUUCCUCCAUGAACUCGGCUACAACGUUGUUGCGCUGAACCACACUAUCUCUGGCAAACUACCCACAGACCUCAACAAUCCAAUUCCUACAGAGUCUCAACUCCAACAAACUCACAAAUCUUUACCCACCAAACUCACCAUCCUUCGACGCCUGACUCUUGUCCUCUCCGAAUCUGGUCAUCCCAAUGCCCGCCUCACAGCUCUCGCAUCCAACUAUGAUCUGCUCGCUCUCCGCCCCGUCGAUGAAAAGACCCUGAGUCUAGCAUGCAGUAGCAUGGAUUGCGAUAUAAUCAGUAUCGAUCUCACACAACGUUUCGGAACGCAUUUCAAGCACAAAAUGCUCUCUGUCGCAAUACAGUCUGGGAAGAAAAUCGAGAUAUGCUAUUCGGGUGGGUUAUUGGGUGAUGCUCAAGGAAGGAGGAAUGUGAUCAGUAAUGCGACACAGCUGGUCCGGGCGACAAGAGGAAGAGGCUUGAUUAUCAGCUCUGGAGUGGAGGCUAGGACUGGGGCAGUGGGUUGCAGAGGGCCUUGGGACGCAUCAAAUUUGGCUGCGGUCUGGGGGCUUGGUCAAGAGAGAGGGUACGAGGCUGUGAGUAAAGAGGCCAGAACUGUUGUUGUUAGUGGGAAGUUGAAGAGGACGGGAUACAGAGGGGCAAUUGAUAUUGUAUAUAGUGGGGAGAAGCCGAAGGAGGUGGAGGUAGGGAUCAGGGAAAAGCAGGCUCAGAAACGGAGUGAGAAGCAGAAGCAAGGUGCGAAGAAAGACGGUGCACACCAGCAGAAUGAGCAGCAUGGGCUGAAGAGGAAGGCGGAUGGGGACACGCCGACUGGAGACGGGAUGGAAAAGCCGCCGAGCAAGAGGCAGCAGAAGAAGCUUGCCCAUGCAGCGCGAGUCGCAAAUGGCACUGCUGGACCUGGAGCACACAAGGUUUCUGGCUAUGGCGACGAUUCUGGAGCAGCAGCAGCCGAUUGAAGACGUUCGGCAGCUGUCAAUGUCAUUGCAUGGGUAUCUUCGCUCGUCUAACUGGCCGAAAAGCAACUGCAUCCCCUGUACAGGGCUCGCGCAAGAAACGAUCGGCACUGUCACUUUGCGCCAUCUCUCGGAUCGGGCUCUCAAGAGCUGUCUUUCAGCAGUCCGCAGGCCGAGCACGUCCACCACUGGUGCUCCAUGAAUGUGCCGCAACGGCUGCACUGCCACCCGAUACUGGCAUUCGGGUUUGGCUGCUUGGUGGGAAAGCGCUCAGCUGCCGUCUUGGUCGGUAGUGGCUUCACGUUGAGAUCUCGUGAAGACCGCACCGGCUUCCGUGUGACACCCGGGCUCGGAUUGGACGGUUUACGAGAUUUCGAC
Molecule: messenger RNA, 1452 nt
Organism: Cercospora beticola
Lineage: Eukaryota; Fungi; Ascomycota; Dothideomycetes; Mycosphaerellales; Mycosphaerellaceae
Gene: RPP1
Product: RNA-binding RNA processing protein RPP1
Biological process (GO): tRNA processing
Cellular component (GO): nucleolar ribonuclease P complex
Molecular function (GO): RNA binding
Source: RefSeq, a predicted model, not a curated record